Molecule: messenger RNA, 779 nt
Organism: Eruca vesicaria subsp. sativa (arugula)
Lineage: Eukaryota; Viridiplantae; Streptophyta; Magnoliopsida; Brassicales; Brassicaceae
Source: the annotation of a GenBank genome assembly
AAAAAAGAGACAGAGCUAAGCUGAAUACGAAGCAAGGAAGAAAGAAACAAAAAAACAUGAGAGAAGAGAAGGAGAAGCUGGCGCUUGUAUUAGCUGCAAAGUCAAGAUCAUUGUUGUACACUUCGUCACCUGCAAGUCCAUCUGUGUUUGCUUCUCCUAUACACACUCUUGCUUCUGUUCCUUUUUGCUGGGAGGAGCAACCAGGGAAGCCCAAGAACCCUCUUCUUCCUCUUUCUUACCCAAAAUGUCUUGGUUUGCCUCCACGCUUGCUCCUUCCCGGUGAAUUUGCUCAAGUGCCCUUGUCUGAGAAGAAGCAUGGGCUCUUUGGCUUCAUGAGGAGGAAAAGGAGAGGAGAGGUUGUUGCCAGGGGUAGUUAUGUCUUUCCGUCUGAGAAGGAGAGAGUAGGUGAGCUCAAUAAUAACAGCAACAUGAAGAUCAUGAAGUUUAACAGAUCAGGGAGUUUACAUGAUGGUGGCUCUGUGAAUGGAUCUCACUUUUGGGUAAGUUUAUGUAAGGGAAUGAAGCAGGCAAUGCCAUGGAAGAAGAAGAAGCUGAGAAGAGAAAGUCUUUGAGCAUAUUUUCAACUGCUUUACAAGACAAACACUGGUCAUCUUCUGAUCUACCUAUUGAGGAUCAAGUUGAUGCAAAAAGAGCUACUAUGCGAGUAUGUAAGACUCCCAAUAUCAUCAUAUUGUAAAAACUAAUCUAUUUGUGAUGUAUGUAUAAUGUAUGUAAACUAUAUAAUAUAAUUUCAAGACUCAUGAGCCAUGGAUUUCAAG